CUUAACCCAGGAGACGACGUUCAGCAAUCGAGGACCGUUUGUUUCCCGAGAAAAGUUUCUUAUUUCCAUUUCUUGGCUCAAAACAGAACCCACGUGCGUAAACCCCCAAACCUAGUUUCCCAUUCCUCGGCAAAUCAAACUCGUUUCUCAAAUCAGUCGAUAAAUCCGGUUUUCGAGGCGAUCAAUCGGUCACGCGCUUGCUGUUUUUCAGUAUCGGCAUCAUCUAAUCUCAGGUAUGCUUUUCAACACCAAUACAUUGGCUUCCCACUUGAACAGUAUCAGACACUCUACUUCAAUUUCUAGGGUUAGGGUUUGGCUUCAAUUCACCGCUUCGAUAUCGAGCCUCAAAGUAGUUUGGCGCAAAGACCGGAAACUAGACGAAGCCAUUGAAAACGAUAAACAAUGGAGACUCUGUGCAAGAGUCGUCAAAGAGGUCCUAAACGAACCGGGUCAAGUCAUUCCCCUUCGGUACCUAGAGAAACGGCGCGAAAGAAUGCGCCUUUCAAUCACAAUUAAGACCUUCCUUGCCAGAAACCCCGGACUUUUCGAUAUCUACCUUGAUCGGAUCAAACCAAAAACUGAGCCCGUCCCGUUUCUUCGUGUUAGUGAUCGUUUUCAUCAAUUUUUAGAAGAAGAAAAGAGAAUUAAUCUUGAAAAUGAGCCAUUAGUUGUUACCAAAUUGUGUAAAUUGUUAAUGAUGUCGAAGAAUAAGGUGGUCAGUGCGGAUAAAUUAGUACACGUGAAGAGGGAAUUUGGCUUCCCGAAUGAUUUUUUGGUAAAUUUGUUGCCGAAAUACCCAGAAUAUUUUAGAUUAGUUGGUUGCCCUGGAGAGGGGAAAUCAUUUUUAGAGUUGGUUUCGUGGAACCCAGAGUUUGCCAAAUCUGUAAUAGAGCAACGGGCAGAGGAGGAGUCGAGGUUGACAGGGAUAAGGGUUAGACCGGGAUUCAAUGUCAAACUUCCAUCGGGGUUUUUUCUCAAGAAGGAGAUGAGGGAAUGGAUUAGGGAUUGGAUGGAGCUCCCAUAUAUAUCGCCAUAUGAUGACGCAUCACAUCUGGAUCAAGCGUCUCCGGAAAUGGAGAAGAGGACGAUUGGGGUUUUCCAUGAGUUGCUUUCACUUUCGAUCUAUAAGAGGAUUCCGGUGCCAAUUUUGGGAAAGUUUAGCGAAGAGUAUAGGUUUUCAAAUGCAUUUUCGGCUGUGUUCACAAGGCAUUCGGGGAUAUUUUACAUGUCAUUGAAGGGCGGAAUUAAGACUGCAAUGCUAAGGGAAGCAUACGAGGAUGACAAACUGAUUGACCGAGAUCCCCUGCUUGAAAUAAAAGACAAGUUCGUUGAGUUGUUGGCUGAGGGACACAGGGAGAGGGCGGAGCAGUUGAGGUUGCAAAGGGAAGUAAUUCAGAAGGACAUGGAAAUGAUGGCAGCAAGGAAUGCAGAAUUGACUUGUAAUGAAAACAAUUAACAUCCGUGAAAUUGUAAAAGGUCCAGUUAUUUUGAAAAGUAGCACAAAAUUAACGCUCCUGGGGGAAAGAAGAAUUGAAGCAGAAAUAGUCAAUGGAUAAGAUUGGGCUGGAAAUUAUUUUCCCCCACUCUGUCUCAGGCAACACCUUCACGUUCGAUUCCAGUAGAAGUUUCACUUUCCAACAGUUUGGCUUUUGACUUUUUUCAACAUCUUACUCCAUGUAGCAGACCGAACCAGCAGCUCCAGCCCAGGCAGGAUUCCAGGAUGCUCCUUACACCGAACAUAGAUACCGGUUUUUGUAAAAGAAAAUUCAUGGAAUGGAUUGUUAUAAAUGACAAGAUGAUGGGGGAUCCUUACCAUUUGAUAUGGAGAUACCAAAGGAAUUUUUUCAUAGGGGUGUUUUGGAAGGUGCUGUUAGAGAUGGGAAUAUGGUACAGACACAAAUAAAGGUGAAUUUAGAGAUCUGAAGAUAAUUGUCAUUUCAUGGAGAAGUUGGUUCCGAUUUUAGUAAUGGCUUUGGAUUUCGGUAAAUUUCUGGAAUUCAUUUGUUUUGGUUUAUUUUACUUGCUCUUUCCUUUGCCGAUGACAUGUUGUUGGGAUUUUUAGUCCUGUUAGCUAGAAAGUUAAGAAUUAUUUUCUGGAACGUUCUUUUGCAAACUUUGUGUUAGAAUGUGUGUUAUUUAGAUGCUUAUGCUCAUAAAUCUAAUUGCAGAUGGUUGAGAAUUUGUCAUGAA
Cornus florida is the source of this 2190-nucleotide messenger RNA. Its product is annotated as protein WHAT'S THIS FACTOR 1 homolog, chloroplastic. Gene Ontology annotation, molecular function: RNA binding. Lineage: Eukaryota; Viridiplantae; Streptophyta; Magnoliopsida; Cornales; Cornaceae. The transcript has 2 exons. The coding region runs from base 236 to 1456 and encodes 406 amino acids. The record is from RefSeq and is a predicted model, not a curated record.